This is a messenger RNA of Penicillium samsonianum, 1425 nucleotides long. RefSeq lists its product as uncharacterized. The transcript is spliced from 2 exons. Lineage: Eukaryota; Fungi; Ascomycota; Eurotiomycetes; Eurotiales; Aspergillaceae. Bases 1 to 1425 code for a protein of 474 amino acids. The record is from RefSeq and is a predicted model, not a curated record.
AUGCCGGUCGAGCAAUCUCAACAAAUCGAGGUUUAUAAACUACUCUUCGAGGCCGGCUUGCUACAGCAUAUUGGCCAAGAUCAGAAACCAGCCGGAAAGCUCCCGGAUACAAUUAUCACUGGGAAAAGCCCACUUAGCAACCCACAAAAGACUAGACUUGGCACGGCGAUUGACGUGGUAUUGACUCACAUAAAGGAGGCAGAAGAUAUCUGGCAGUGGCGUGCUUAUAAAGGAGAGAAUCUACGGGAUCUGUUCGAGCAAAUCAUAGAAUAUGCAAAGAAUGACGGUAGAGGCGAGGAAGCUGAGGAUGCUCUAAAAAGGAUCCAAUCGAUCGCUGGCGACGUACCGCAGCCAUCAACUUUACAGCAUAAGGAAUCAGCAGAAGACACCGCUGGCGAAGAAAACAUCCCUCCUGUGAAAGCAGAAAAUUCUCCCCUACCAACAGGACAAAAGGACCAUAUUUCAAACGUCAAAACAUACACCCCUGCUCCAAAACUGGUUUCCAAGCAAAAUACCAGACACCCAAAUAUGCAUAUCACUAACCAUUUGGGAGGUUUGAAGUUAGAUCGCAAAAACAAGUCUAUCACUCGUACGUGGGCUGAAGCAGGCUACGCGAACCUUGAAAUAGAGAAAGAUGAACAGAGGACCUGCGUCUUAUUUGAGAUAAAAUCGGCACGCCCAAAAAGAAAUAAGAAUGAGCAGACUGAGUAUAUCAGCCGGUAUGGAGUUCAGAGAUAUGAUGCACGAAAUCAAAAGUACUAUGUCACGAUCGUAGACAAAAGUGAGAUCGGAAAGUCCACGGCUGAAGACUGGAAUGAUAUCAACAAUACGGAGACAGAGAUUAAAUUGAUUCAUAUUCCUUCUCUGCAAGACGAACAAGAAGACUAUGGGGAGUUGGUCCAGUUCCACUUCUGUUGUUAUUCAAUACCAAAAAACCGAGAAGCCGGAAAAGCCAAAAGAACACCUCCUGUUUACUCUUGUAUCAGAACUUCGAAGAAACAAGGCUUUCAACUGGUCACAUUGUCAAAGUUCGAGACAAUUGACGCCAAGGCAAGGGAAUAUGUGCGAGUCUCCUACGAAAUAAUUGGCCGGCCGAAUCCGUGGGAGACAAGGUCAAAGAAGGUUAAUGUGGUUGAUCAGGAUUGUCAUGAGCCCAUUGAAGACAGGACGAGAUCUGGGGGGAUUGUUGAAAUCCCCCGAUCGAAGGAUUCGCCGUCCAGUGGUAUGGGAAUGAACAGUACGGGGCUAAAUGAAGAUACUGAAAGCAAAAUACGUCAUCUUAUUCGUAAGGAAGUGACAAUUCAGACUGAAGAACUAGGAAGAAGUAUGGACAACCGGUUUAAGGUCUUCGAAGAUAACAUCAAAGACAUGUUUGAAAGGCUUGUAUCUCCAAGGCAACUUCUUUCUCCGUCGGAAGAUGACUAA